ACCAAGCUGCACAUUGUGACCGAUAGUCAGGUGGGCGGGGUGAAACGCCUGGAUUAAACCUAUUCAAGAGAAUCACUGCGGUAAGAACCACAUUGGUGCGAGUUGGUUUGUUUUGUUCCCGAAGACCCGUUUGCGUUUAUUGUUGUGAUCCCAAAACAUCCAAGAGGAAAGUAUGUAUUGCAGGAACGUGUGCUGCCACCGCUGGACAUGUGAUGAGCGCUUGGACGGGAAAACUGUUAUCAUCACCGGAGCCAACACUGGCAUCGGUAGAGAGACCACCAGAGAUCUGGCGAGGAGAGGGGCAAGGGUCGUCAUGGCGUGCAGAGACAUGGAGAGGGCGGAAGAGUCCAAGGAAGAUAUUCUGGCAGACACCGGCAAUGAGAACAUCACCAUCCGUCGACUGGAUCUCUCCGACACCAAGUCCAUCAGAGCCUUCGCUGAGGUCACUAAUCGAGAGGAGAAGCAGGUGGACAUCCUCAUCAACAAUGCAGGCAUCAUGAUGUGUCCUUACUCUAAGACAACAGAUGGCUUUGAGAUGCAGCUGGGAGUCAACCAUCUGGGUCACUUCCUGUUGACCUACCUGCUCCUGGACCUGCUGAAGCGCUCGGCCCCGUCCCGGGUGGUGGUGGUGGCGUCGGUGGCCCACACCUGGACGGGUCUCAACCUGGAGGACAUCAACAGCGAGAGGAGCUACGACACCAUGAAGGCCUACGGGCAGAGCAAGCUGGCCAACGUGCUCUUCACCCGCUCCCUGGCCGCGCGCUUACAAGGUACCGGUGUGAGUGUGUUCUCUCUGCACCCUGGGGUGGUGCAGUCGGACCUGUGGCGACAUCAGCACCGGUGCAUCCAGGUGGCGGUGAAGCUCUUUGGCUGGUUCACCAAGACCCCCCUGGAGGGGGCCCAGACCACGCUGUACUGUGCCCUGGAGCCAGGCCUGGAGGGCCAGAGCGGGGGCUACUUCAGGUACACGCACACUUACACGUGCACACAAGCAUGCACACAAGCAUGCACACACGUAAACACACACAAAUAUAUUGAUGCGCACACACACACACACACACACACACACACACACACACACACACACACACACACACACACACACACACACACACACACACACACACACACACACACACACACACACACACACACACACACACACACACACACACCCCCCCCCCUUGGAAAAACUGGAAUGGGACCUUGUAAUUUAACACUUGGAUGCACCUUGGCCAAUCAGUGGCUGUUCCUCUAUCCCGGCCGAAUACAAUAGUAAAUUACCUCACUCAUACCACCCAAAAGUGGAACCUGAGAUAGCCUCUCUUGGCUUUCAUCAAUGGCCUUGAUGUCAGUGUCGGAUGGUUGUUUUCAUCGUUGUUGGUGUCAUUGUAGUUGUGGUUUUUUAAUUUUGUUUUGAAGUCAGAUUUGUUUUAGAUGAAAGGGUUGUUGUUGUUGCUGAGCAGAAGUUUGUCAUUGACAUUGUGUGUGUGUGUGUGUGUGUGUGUGUGUGUGUGUGUGUGUGUGUGUGUGUGUGUGUGUGUGUGUGUGUGUGUGUGUGUGUGUGUGUGUGUGUGUGUGUGUGUGUGUGUGUGUGUGUGUGUGUGUGUGUGUGUGUGUGUGUGUCUGUGUCUGUGUCUGUGUCUGUGUCUGUGUGUGUGUGUGUGUGUGUGUGUGUGUGUCU
This is a messenger RNA of Gadus macrocephalus (Pacific cod), 1684 nucleotides long. RefSeq names its product retinol dehydrogenase 12-like. The record is from RefSeq and is a predicted model, not a curated record. Lineage: Eukaryota; Metazoa; Chordata; Actinopteri; Gadiformes; Gadidae. Bases 173 to 1276 code for a protein of 367 amino acids. The transcript has 6 exons.